Molecule: messenger RNA, 753 nt
Organism: Colletotrichum truncatum
Lineage: Eukaryota; Fungi; Ascomycota; Sordariomycetes; Glomerellales; Glomerellaceae
Biological process (GO): positive regulation of transcription by RNA polymerase II
Cellular component (GO): nucleus
Molecular function (GO): DNA-binding transcription factor activity, RNA polymerase II-specific; transcription cis-regulatory region binding; zinc ion binding
Source: RefSeq, a predicted model, not a curated record
AUGGUUCGUUCAACUAGUGGCUGCACAAACUGCAAGCGCCGCAAGCGAAAAUGUGACGAAGUACGUCCGGAAUGUGGGCUUUGCAGACGCCGCGGUAUCAAAUGCGACGGCUACGUGGCCACCGUUAGAUGGGCAAACGGUGUUGCCUCGAGAGGCCAGUUUAGCGGUGCCACCAUCCCAGACAAGGCAGCCUUGGAGAAACACACAAACCGCUCUAAUGGGCUGGCCAACAUCGAACCGCCAUCACCAGAUAACGAUAACACAACAGAGGCUCCACCGCCUCCUGGUACAUCGAACCAAGAGUGGCAGGAGUAUAGAAAAUUCUUGACCUCAGGGCUAUGCCGUUUGUACAGUACCGAGGUCCAGUCAUGGAUGCAACCCUUCUUCGAGGAAGUAGCCAUGGAAAGCCGGGCGUUGGUCCUCGUUGGCGGGGCCCUUCAACGAUUUCUUGAAGACAACCACGGCUACCCGUUGGCCCAAUCACUAGAGGCCAUCGGUCUCGCCCUGCAGACUUUCCGUACUGAGCUUGAAAGUCGGCAUAAUGCUAUUCAGGUUGGGACCAUCUGUGCAGGCAUAUUGAUUUGUACCAUUCAUCCUGUAAUGCAGACUAACAGAUAUGAUACACUAGUCCCUUCAGGCAAGCCCUUGCACAACACAGAUUCAGCUUCUCGCCAGUCUUUGCAAUAUUCCAACAUCAAUUCCUACUCUCAGUCCCUCCCCGGAACAUCAUCUGCCGACACGGCGCGUGCUUGA